AUGUCUCUUGCUAAUGAAAAUUCAAUACAAUGUGAGGAUGAUGAUGAUUUUUUCACCUGUCGGGUUAUUCAUGAAGAACGGUUAAAUGAUUUUUUAGUAGAACCUGAUUUUUUUUUGGAUGAUUUAGAACCA
This is a messenger RNA of Entrophospora sp. SA101, 132 nucleotides long. NCBI's taxonomy places the organism in Eukaryota, Fungi, Glomeromycota, Glomeromycetes, Entrophosporales, Entrophosporaceae. The record is from the annotation of a GenBank genome assembly.